GCACAAAUAGCUUCAGUAGCAACACACUAACAGAUGGAAGCAGUUUAACACAAUAACCUGAAACAUAGUUCGGUUUUGUAAUUUUUCAAUUUCAUAAUUUCAAUUACAUUCGAUUGCUAACAAGUAUUUACAAUCAUGACGUCCAUUGUGGGCUAUGUCCCGCAAGCUGGGCUUGAUGGCGCUGUGCCUAUAUGGCUGAAAUUUGAUUGGAGCGAGGAAAUCGAACAUGAUAUUUAUAGAGAUUGGGGCACAUACUACUUUAAUAGACGCCGAGAGAACAUCGCUUUAUAUUAUUAUACGAAGGCACUGGAUAUGAACAACUAUGAUUAUGUGACGCUCUAUCGACGCAGUCAGGUGCAACGAAAGGCCGCACGAAUCGAACAGGCUUUGACCGAUGCUCGAUUGGCUGCUAAAAUCGGCAUGGGGGCGCGUGGUCCAAAUUGUCCCAUCAAUUUGCAAAUUUGCGAUGCGUUGUUCGAGCUCAACCAGUUCGAGAACAGUGCAUGUGAGCUGCACGAUAAUAUCCGACGUUUUAUUGGCGUCAAGGCCAAGCACUUUCAAACGCGAGUCAUGGUGGUAAACGAUGUUAUUGAAGAUGUCACGGGCAAAUCCAUGUCCUUGUUCUUUUUAAAACAUCAAAAACUCAUUCAACGUGUGCGAGAGAUCAACAAGGCGAAAGAGUUCGUUGACACGCGCCCCAUGUGGAAGAUAUUGAGAGAUCAGCAUAAAUGCGAUGUGCUCAGUAUACCCGAGACUAUUGAAGAGAUUUUGUCGCCGCUUGAAGUGUCGCGCAGAGCGCGUGCAUUCAAUGUAAUCCAUCAAAACUAUCUGAACGAUUCGUGGUACGACGUUUUAUUCAUGAAGAAUCUACGAAACAAUCCGAGCUUGCUUCUAGAUCAAUGCAAGCGUUCAAAAUCCUUCUUGCGAACACUUGCCUUCAAGCAGUAUGAUAUUAUAAGGCAGUUCAUCAAAAUGCUGCAAUGCCGCAGUCCUCAGUAUUAUGUGAGCUUCCUCAAGUUCCCCGACAAGAAGAUGUUGGAAAAGAGUAGAGAGGCGUAUCUGUUCCGAGUACAAUAUCAAACGCAUCGCAAUAUGAUUCAUGAUCUCAAACAUAUACGACGACUGCGUAAAGCCAAGGACGUCAAGGAGCUUUCCUCCUAUGUUGAGAAAGUGAUGGGCGAUUACUAUGUGACGAAAACAAAUCGUGUCAUGUGUUGGAAAUUUGAGUUCCAUAAUGAGGUAUAUAAUAACUUAGCUUUGGCCCUUUGUGAACAGUAUCGCGUGCCCAAGAACUUUAGAAUAUCGUCGAGAGCAAUGUUGCAAUUGCUUUUACUGCCUGUCGAUAAGGUGAAAGAUAUUGUGCCGUUUGUAUUCGGCGACCGAUCGACUUAUCAAGAAGGCGACGAGGAAAGCGAAGGCAGGAAAUGCCGAAAAAUGUUAUCACGCUUGGAGAAACGAAUGAGAUUUUCUAAAUUUUCGAUAGAGAAAUGCUAUCUACUUCAUCAAAUGGCCAGCAUUCAUCUGACCCAACUACAUUACGAUGAAUGCUGUUUCAAUGCACGCAAGGCGGUAAAAGAGAGUCAAAACUGUAACAGCCUCAUAUGGAAGUUCCUAGGCAUUAUUCAAAUGAUAAAGGCAAACACUUUGCAGCAUAAGGUAGAGAGUACGAAAGAGGCCUUAGAAGAGGCUCUGCCAAUUGCCAAGCAGCUCAAGUCUCCGAGCCUCGCCAAAUUCAUAGAUGUUUGUAUGUUAUCUACCGAGGACGAAUACAAUCGUAAGAUCAGCUCAAUAGCCAGUCAAAGGGCCAGCAAGGCGUCAACCAUAUAUUCGGGACAGGAAAUUGAUAUGGAAUAAGAACUAUGCAUAUUUAAAUCCUCAAACAAUUUUUGAAAAGACUUAAGUACUUUAUUAAAAUAAGUAAAUAUCGAGUCCGUAUUAAUUUCAACAUGUUACAAAUAAAUAAAAUAUACACAUUUAAUUAAGUCG
Molecule: messenger RNA, 1986 nt
Organism: Drosophila hydei
Lineage: Eukaryota; Metazoa; Arthropoda; Insecta; Diptera; Drosophilidae
Exons: 9
Coding region: 136-1854 (572 amino acids)
Molecular function (GO): protein binding
Source: RefSeq, a predicted model, not a curated record